Molecule: messenger RNA, 1077 nt
Organism: Haemorhous mexicanus (house finch)
Lineage: Eukaryota; Metazoa; Chordata; Aves; Passeriformes; Fringillidae
Gene: TPK1
Product: thiamin pyrophosphokinase 1
Exons: 8
Coding region: 181-915 (244 amino acids)
Biological process (GO): thiamine diphosphate biosynthetic process; thiamine metabolic process
Molecular function (GO): thiamine diphosphokinase activity; thiamine binding; ATP binding
Source: RefSeq, a predicted model, not a curated record
GGCAGCGCCGCCGCCUGUCGCCUGCAAGGGCGGGCGCAGCCGCGGCCGUGUGGCUGUAGGCGUUCCUGCGGAGACCGGGAAGGGGCACGGCUGCUCCCCGCCUGCCCCCUGCCGCCGGUCCCGCGGCCUUUGGUCCCGGUCUCCGUGCCUUUGGCGUGUGCCUGCCCGUGCUGCGGGGCCAUGGAGCGCGCGUUCACGCCGCUGGAAUGCCUCCUGCCCGCCGGGAACCUGAAGUUUUGCCUUCUGAUUCUGAACCAGCCUUUCAACAAAGGUCAUUUCCAUUGUCUGUGGAGCAGAGCUGCCCUGAGAGCUUGUGCUGAUGGAGGUGCCAAUCUUCUCUACCACGUCACAGAAGGGAGCCAGGAAAGCUUCUUGCCUGAUUACAUCAGUGGUGAUUUUGAUUCCAUUCUGCCUGAAGUCAAGGAGUACUACAAGGUCAAGGGAUGUGAGUUAAUUGAGACCAUGGAUCAGGACCUCACAGAUUUCACCAAGUGCCUUCAAAUACUCCAGAAAAAGAUAGAGAAGAAGGGACUCCAGGUCAAUGUGAUUGUGGCUCUGGGUGGACUUGGAGGACGCUUUGACCAAACAAUGGCAUCGGUGGAAACACUUUUUCAUGCAACAAAUAUCACUCCUUCUCCAGUGAUAGUUAUCCAGGAGUGCUCGCUGAUUUACCUGCUUCAACCUGGCAAGCACAAGCUGCAUGUGGACACGGGACUGGAGGGUCCCUGGUGUGGCCUCAUCCCCAUCGGGAGCCCCUGCGAGAGUGUGACCACCACGGGGCUCAAGUGGAACCUCACUAACCAGGUGCUGAAGUUUGGAACGCUAGUCAGUACUUCCAACACCUAUGACAACUCCGGGAUUGUGACCAUCGAGACGGACAAACCCUUGCUGUGGACAAUGGCUAUCAAGAGCUAAGAUCAGCUACAGCUGCCUUUUCUGAUCUGACAUGACUCAAAUUACUACAAAAUUUCACUGAAUUAAGACAGUAAAGCUGCUGCAAGAUAUAAGCAGGCACUGAUUUUCUGUAUUGAAUGAAAAACAAGUCUGAAAUAAAAGUCACUUGAGAUUGAAUCAAAA